Molecule: messenger RNA, 1235 nt
Organism: Cynoglossus semilaevis (tongue sole)
Lineage: Eukaryota; Metazoa; Chordata; Actinopteri; Pleuronectiformes; Cynoglossidae
Product: E3 ubiquitin-protein ligase UBR2-like
Exons: 5
Biological process (GO): protein ubiquitination; ubiquitin-dependent protein catabolic process via the N-end rule pathway
Cellular component (GO): ubiquitin ligase complex; cytoplasm
Molecular function (GO): ubiquitin protein ligase activity
Source: RefSeq, a predicted model, not a curated record
UGUCUUACUUUAAACCACACCCUCAUUUUAAACUUCGUCACGUGUGAUGUAGUUGCAGGUCCUGGUCAGUGGGAGGCGCUGUGCAGUUACCUCAGUCUUCCCUCCAAUCUUCUUCAAGUUUACAGUAGUCAACGUGUGGUGAUGGAACCACUUGUACACAGGUGGUGCUGUCAUCCAGGUGUGAGACAGACACUACUGGGCGGUGGAGUCAUCGUCAGGUUUCCAAGAGAGUCCAAUAGACUUAUCGAGCUUCCAGAAGAUUACAGUGUCCUUAUCAACCAGGCCUCCAGCUUCACGUGUCCUCGCUCAGGUGGAGACAAGUCUCGGGCUCCGACCUUGUGUCUGGUGUGUGGCGCCAUCUUGUGUUCUCAGAGUUACUGCUGUCAGACAGAGGUGGAUGGUGAAGAUGUGGGUGCCUGUACUGCCCACACCUUCACCUGCGGCGCUGGUCUGGGACUUUUCCUCAGAGUGAGAGAGAGUCAGGUGUUGUUUGUUGCAGGCAAAUCCAAAGGUUGUUUUUAUCCUCCUCCAUACCUGGAUGACUAUGGAGAAACUGACCAGGGACUGAAGCGUGGGAAUCCUCUCCACCUGUGUCACGAGCGUUAUCGAAAGAUUGAGCGUCUGUGGCGACAGCACGGCGUGGCAGAGGUCAUCGGUCACGCCCAAGAGGCCAAUCAGACGCUGGUGACCAUCGACUGGCAGCACCUGUGACCUUAAGCAUGGUUUGACCUACUAUUUGCCUAAAUUCUUACAUGAGAAGAUGCUUGGUGAUUGGCUGUCAGCAUUUAGAGCCGCCUUUCACUUGCUGCCCCGUUUUACCCACUCACCUUCCCGCGGCCCUCCGAGUUUGUUUACAAAUCACCAAUCACAGAGCAGCAGUGACAUGAAGCCCCGCCUACAUAGCGCUUGACUGACAGAUGAUUAGUGAACAUGACUCCUCUCAGGUUAAGCUUUUUAUUAGCACCAUGAGAAAAAAAAAUGGCCUUGUUUAGGACGCUGCCGCCGACUUUUGAUUGGUGAAAGGUGUUUUUAUUUAAGUUUGUUUUUAUUUGUUUCUGAUGGAGUCAAGGAAACACAUGUUGACGUCGGAGACUUGGUUUACUUUUUUUUUUUUUAAAUCGAUGGGUUGAAAAGAACAUCGAUGACCUCUGACCUGUUAAUAUGUGAAUUCUUGUACAAAUGAGGAAAUGUAUGAUAUUAUAGAAGAAUUACAAAAUAAAAACACUCAAAAAUAA